GUUCUUGAAGACGUUCCUCAAUUGUCUGAUUAUAUUCCUAGUCUUCCCACGUAUCCUAAUCCAUUGAAGAAAAAUCCUUCCUAUUCAGUCGUUAAUCAGUAUUUUGUCGAUAAAGAUGAUACAGUUGCUCAAAACAUUGUUGUCCGCAAGAAUAGUUCAAGAGGGAUACAUUUUCGUCGAGCUGGUCCUUCCCAAAACGUUUAUUUUAAGCCGGAUGAUGUUAAUGCUUGUAUUGUAACAUGUGGAGGUUUAUGUCCUGGUCUCAAUACAGUUAUCAGGGAAAUAGUAUGUGCCUUACACUCUAUGUAUGGUGUAAGAAGAGUGAUGGGGAUAGAUGGAGGAUAUCGAGGUUUCUAUUCCAAAAACACGAUUCCUUUGACACCUAAGGUUGUGAAUGAUAUCCAUAAACGUGGUGGAACGAUUCUUGGGUCAUCUCGAGGAGGUCAUGUUACGAAGAAAAUAGUUGAUAGCAUUCAGGACCGGGGUAUCAAUCAGGUUUAUAUAAUUGGAGGAGAUGGAACACAGAAAGGAGCAUCGGUGUUAUUUGAGGAAAUUACAAGGCGUGGUUUGAAUGUUGUAGUUGUUGGAAUCCCCAAGACAAUCGAUAAUGAUAUACCAGUUAUUGACAAGUCUUUUGGUUUUGAUUCCGCAGUUGAGGAAGCCCAACGUGCUAUUAAUGCUGCUCAUGUUGAAGCUACCAGUUUUGAGAAUGGAAUUGGGGUUGUGAAGUUAAUGGGACGGAAUAGUGGUUUCAUAGCGAUGUAUGCUAGUCUUGCUAGUCGAGAUGUUGAUUGUUGUUUGAUUCCAGAAUCUGAUUACUAUCUUGAAGGACGUGGUGGAGUGUUUGAGUACAUAGAACAAAGGCUCAAAGAGAAUGGACACAUGGUUAUAGUCGUAGCUGAAGGUGCUGGACAAGAUGAUGAGCAAGUU
Messenger RNA from Solanum stenotomum, 930 nucleotides. RefSeq names its product ATP-dependent 6-phosphofructokinase 3-like. The transcript has a single exon. Gene Ontology annotation, molecular function: 6-phosphofructokinase activity. Gene Ontology annotation, biological process: glycolytic process; fructose 6-phosphate metabolic process. The record is from RefSeq and is a predicted model, not a curated record. Gene Ontology annotation, cellular component: cytoplasm. Lineage: Eukaryota; Viridiplantae; Streptophyta; Magnoliopsida; Solanales; Solanaceae. The annotation marks the transcript as partial.